CGGCUCCUCGUGAGCCUACGGUACACCUUACCAUCCCUCAUUUUUGUCUACUUCAUGGUCUGCUCGGCUUUUGCUGCCUGUACUUUCCAGAAGCAUACUUCAGUCACUCAGCGACCUCGCCGGGCCAUCAUUCCCUACCUCUUAUUGAUAAUAGCCACCACCUACCUUGCCCAGUGCAGCCUCAGCCUCACUCACUGGCAUGAUGUUCACCAGUCCAAGGUUAUCGGUGACCUCGCCUGUGCUCUGGUAUAUGGCCUCGAGUUCGCCAUCCUGCACGGUACCCGGGAUCCAGUCUGGCACUCUUACAGUGGCUCUUUGGCUAUCACAUUGGCCCUCGAGCCCAUUCUCGCCACACUGUCUCUGCGCUCUUCAAAUUACCAGACUUCGAUGCCCAUAGGGAUUUUGAAAGUCUUGGUUCUGGCAGCUCGUUUUGCUUGCCUGCUGCUUGCACUGGUUAACUGCUGCAGUUCGCAGAAGUAUGAUCCCGCAGGCAUUAGAGGCGAUGCUGAACAUCAGUCUCUACUGCGGAAGCCAGCCAAUGGAGAAUCGGAAGACACGCUUGUCACAGAAUACGGUUCGACAGAGGUCGCUGCUGACGACUCCAGCAGAGCCAUUAGCAAAGAUCCCGAGUCCGAGUGGGAGCGCAGCCAACGUCUGGCCGAGGAACAAAGGGACAAGCGACUUCGGGACAGCGGUAAUUGGUUCAUCUACGCCAAGAGUUUCAAGAUAUUCCUGCCCUACAUCUGGCCUGUCAACGACCGACGCCUCCAGUUCCACGCCAUACUCGUCGUUCUUUGUCUACUGGCGAACAAUGGGCUGAACGUCUUGAUCCCCAACCAGCUCGGUGUGGUGACCAAGUCCUUGACCGAGAGCGCAAAGGGAGGCAGUCCCACCGAUGCCGUGGACCCCUGGAUACAGGUCCUCAUCUUUGCGGCUCUCAAGAUCAGCGGAUCCUCGGCAGGGCUCUCGCUACUCCGACAGAGGCUGUGGCUUCCUGUUGAGCAGUAUUCGGCGCGUGCGAUGGUGGAGGCUGCUCACUCUCACAUCAUGAAGCUCGACGCGCAUUUCCAUGAUACAAAAAGCCUUUCUGAUAUGUUGAUGGCCAUCCAACAUGGGGAUAGCAUAACUAGGGCCUUAGACACGGUCUGUUUCUCCUUGCUGCCAAAUUUUAUCGACCUCGGCGUCGCUUUCAUCUAUUUAACGGCCAAAUUUGGCCCUUGGGAGGGCCUCAUCACCAUCAGCACCAUGACCUUUUUCAUUUACCUAUCCACAGCCGCCAUCGCCAGCUCCCGCGCAGCUCGACAAGCUUACUCCAAGGCUUGGUACGAGGAAUGGUACAUUAUGAAUUCUGGCUUGUCUGGUUGGACGACAGUUGCGUCCUUCAACCAGGUCGAGCACGAGAUAAACCGCUUUUCUGUGGCCGUCCAGGACAGGGUGGCCAAGUCGCAGGUUUAUACUUUGAACAUGUACCGAUCACAGGCACUUCAAUACCUGGUCCUCUCGGCCGGUCUCUUGGCCGGUCUGUUUCUUGCUGUCUGGCAGGUCACGCAGGAGCACAGUAUCGACGCCAGUGACUUUGUUGUUCUCCUCACGUACUGGUCACAACUUGUCACCCCAUUGAACUUUUUUGCUGGGCUUGGGAAGACAGUGAAUAGGGAUUUGAUCGAUGCCGAGCGCCUCUUGGAGAUCAUGGAGACACAGUCCAAGGUCAUCAGCAAGCCAGGUGCACCAUCGUUUCAGCUCAAGGAAGGCAGCAUCGAAUUUCGGAGUGUCCGCUUCUCCUACGACAGAAAGAGAGAGAUACUCAAGGAUGUAUCCUUCAGCGUGAAGCCCGGACAGACCAUUGCUCUUGUUGGCAAGACCGGUGCCGGGAAGAGCACCAUCCUCAAGUUGCUCAACCGAUUCUAUGACGUGACAGAUGGAGACAUCAGGAUCGAUGGACAAGAUAUCAGAGACGUUGAACUCACUAGCCUUCGCGAGCAUAUUGGUGUGGUACCGCAGAAUCCCGUCCUCUUCAACGACUCCAUCAUGGACAACGUUCGCUACGCCCGACUCGAUGCAAGUGAUGAAGAGGUCCACAGCGCUUGCAAGGCCGCUGCUAUACACGAGCAGAUCCUUGGCUUUAGUGAUGGAUACAAUACUCGUGUAGGUGAGCGGGGCGUCAAACUGUCUGGUGGUGAACUGCAGCGAGUGGCGAUUGCGCGAGCGAUCCUGAAGCAACCCAAGAUUGUUCUUCUUGAUGAAGCAACCAGUGCUGUCGACACAGAGACGGAGACUCAAAUCCAGGACGCAUUGCGCCGUCUCUGCAAAAAUCGCACCACUUUCAUUGUAGCCCACAGGCUCUCGACCAUCGUUAGUGCCGACCGCAUCUUGGUCGUCAGCGAUGGUGAAAUCAUCGAGGAUGGUACUCACGAGAGUCUCAUUUCUGCUGGAGGUAGAUAUGCAGAACUGUGGACCAAACAGAUUUUUGCCAAGCCCAAAGACGAAGAUGGUGGCAGCACAGGCAAUGGACAGAACCCCAAAGCUCGGGUGGAGACUGCUGUAGAGACGACACAUACCGACCUAGUGGAGGCUGAGUUGCAAUCCGAGGACGGCGGUGAGCAGUCUGCUCAGGUGAAGACUCCGUCGGGCCACAAGAGAGAGGAAUCGAAGCUCAAUCCCAAUGCCCAAGAGUUCACCCCGCGGUCUGCACUCGCAGCCUCGGCCAGCUACAGC
This is a messenger RNA of Cryphonectria parasitica EP155, 2715 nucleotides long. RefSeq lists its product as uncharacterized. Gene Ontology annotation, molecular function: ATP binding; ABC-type transporter activity; ATP hydrolysis activity. The transcript has 5 exons. The record is from RefSeq and is a predicted model, not a curated record. The annotation marks the transcript as partial. Gene Ontology annotation, cellular component: membrane. NCBI's taxonomy places the organism in Eukaryota, Fungi, Ascomycota, Sordariomycetes, Diaporthales, Cryphonectriaceae. Gene Ontology annotation, biological process: transmembrane transport.